Molecule: messenger RNA, 2294 nt
Organism: Cyprinodon tularosa
Lineage: Eukaryota; Metazoa; Chordata; Actinopteri; Cyprinodontiformes; Cyprinodontidae
Product: excitatory amino acid transporter 5-like
Exons: 11
Coding region: 195-1928 (577 amino acids)
Biological process (GO): L-glutamate transmembrane transport
Cellular component (GO): plasma membrane
Molecular function (GO): glutamate:sodium symporter activity; L-glutamate transmembrane transporter activity; neutral L-amino acid transmembrane transporter activity
Source: RefSeq, a predicted model, not a curated record
UCAGGGCAGACGGACACGGCGUCAGGAUGACAGGGAUGCUGAUCCCAAAGGUGCGUUAGAACAUCAUAGCCUCUCUGUUUUGGCUGUUGAGUUUCUCUUUAUAUUUUUGUUCGCUUUCAUCAUCAUACCUGGAGUUUAACGCUUUAGAAGAACCACAUUUAUGGAUUACUAAAAGCCCAGGGGACAAGCAGCUCAUGAUGGCGGUGGCUUUAGAAGCAGUGUGGGUGAGGGUGAAGAAUGUCCUGAAGCAGAACGGACUCCUCAUCCUCUCCGUGUUGGCUGUAGUCAUCGGCUGUCUUCUGGGGUUCUUCCUGAGAACACGGCGACUCUCAGAGCAGGAGGUGAAGUACUUUCAGUUUCCUGGUGAGCUGCUCAUGAGAAUGCUGAAGAUGCUCAUUUUACCACUCGUCGUCUCCAGUUUGAUGUCCGGCCUGGCCGCUCUCGAUGCCAAGUGUUCCAGUCGGCUCGGCUUGAUCACGGUCUCAUAUUAUUUGUGGACCACGUUUGUGGCUGUGAUCGUGGGGAUCAUGAUGGUGUCCAUUAUCCACCCAGGCGGUGCUGCCCAGAAAGAGGACUCUGAGGACAGCAGCAAGCAUAUCAUGAGUUCUGCUGACGCUCUGCUGGAUCUAAUCCGAAAUAUGUUCCCAUCAAAUCUGGUGCAGGCUACGUUUCAGCAGUACCAAACAAAAAGCCAGCUGAUAAUGAAGCCAAAGCCAACAGUGGUCCAGUCAGAGUCCACCACAAGGAGGCCGCUGAUCUAUGGCAUCCAGGAUGAUAACAGCAGCGACAUCCAGAACUUUGCUCUGGACCUGACUCCUCCUCCGGACGUGCUGGUACGCACUCGUGAAGGAACAAGUGAUGGAAUGAAUGUCCUCGGUAUUGUGAUCUUUUCAGCCACCAUGGGUAUUAUGUUGGGAAGAAUGGGUCCAAACGGAAGCGCCCUGGUAAACUUCUGCCAGAGUCUCAACGAAGCCGUUCUUAGAAUCGUUGCCAUUGUCAUCUGGUAUUUUCCAUUCGGCAUUGUGUUCCUGGUGGCCGGUAAAAUCCUGGAGAUGAGUGAUCCAUCUGCAAUGGGGAAGAAGCUGGGUUUUUAUGCCAUCACCGUGGUGUUUGGUUUGGUGUUACAUGGCUUGUUCAUCCUGCCUGCCAUGUAUUUCUUCAUCACUAAAAAGAGCCCCAUCGUUUACAUUCGAGGAAUCCUGCAAGCCUUGCUCAUAGCUCUGGCGACUUCCUCCAGCUCUGCCACUUUGCCUAUAACCUUCAAGUGCCUCUUAGAGAAUAAUCACAUCGACCGGCGCAUCAUACGGUUUGUGCUGCCAGUGGGCGCUACUAUCAACAUGGACGGCACUGCCCUGUAUGAGGCCGUGGCGGCCAUCUUCAUAGCACAAGUUAAUCAUUACGAGCUGGACUUUGGCCAGAUUAUCACCAUCAGCAUCACAGCAACAGCAGCAAGCAUCGGUGCAGCUGGGAUACCUCAAGCUGGACUCGUCACCAUGGUGAUUGUGUUAACAUCCGUUGGGCUGCCCACUGAUGACAUCACCCUGAUCAUUGCAGUGGACUGGGCGCUAGACAGAUUCAGAACGAUGGUUAAUGUUAUGGGUGAUGCUUUGGCCACAGGCAUCAUGGCCCACAUCUGCAGGAAAGACUUCAUGAAAGAAGGAGAUGGGGUACCUCUGGUGUUCGAGGCGGAAAUCCCAGUUAAUAAUCCGCCGACAAUGAACUGCCACAACAACAAUGGGAACGUUCGGCCUCCCUCCUCAGGAGUCAAACACAAGCUCAUCCCUCCUGACGUGGCUCGACUAAUGCAGCUGGAGGAAGGUGUUCCGCAGAUUUCAGACAAAAAGAAACCCCCGAUUCCUCCAAGAUACCUGAAGAAGAGCAAAGAACACUGCACUAUCGACCUGAAUGGCCUUGAGAGCAUCGUAUAGCCUCCAAGAUAAACCUGAUGUGAUAUUUGUGUGUUUGGACUGAUGGGUGCCCAGACGCUUGUCGGGGCGUCUUUAUUUUCUUUAUGUUCUGCAGUACCAAAUCUGAACAUCUACAGUAUCUCACAAAAAGGAAGUACACCCCUCAUGUUGUUGUAAAUGUUUUAUUAUUUGACGACACAAAAGGCACGACAUGUUAAUUCAAUGUAGAGUGUUUAGUUUGUAUAACAGCGUAAAAUUGCUGUCCUCUCAAAAUAACUGCCAACAAAGUGAGUAAACCCCUGAGUGUAAAAAGGCAAAAUUGCUCAAAAUAUUGCUCAACAUUCUGUCUGACCCCUGUUAGUUUAGCUCCACGACAACAUCACAGCG